UUGGCCGCCAGAGGUCGCCAGUGUUGGGGGUGGACGCUGGCUGCUGCUGCUGGAUGUGGUCGAGGGACUGGUUACUUGGGCUCCAGGUGACAGUGGCGGAUAUGAGCUAACGUGCUGCCCCACAGAGGACAGGCGACGGUGCAGACGCGGGUGGACGGAAAACUAGUGUUUUGACAGUCGACACCUGAAUCAUCCCAGUUGGUAGGCAGGAUUGAAGCAGUUAAAGGAAAAAAACACUGGGGGCAGCUCAAAGGUGAACUGUAUGCAGAUGAAAUAAAAAUAACCGCAGUUGAAGGUUGUGAACCUUACGAACUGAGAUUGAAAUCAGUUGCCAUGGUGAUGAUGGGUUACGGAGGAGCCUCCUACCUGCUGGUGUUGCUGGCUGUCCUUCUCACAGUCUGCCUCUCAACACCUCCCUUGUACCAGGAGGUGAAGUGGUCGGAGGCGGUGGUGGAGGUGACGUUGAACUCCGACCACGCCCACUCUGACACGUACGGCCACGCCCACAUCAGAAGCCACGCCCCUAACAGCCUUCUCAAGGUUACCAUGGAGAAUAGGAACUAUCAACUAAAGCUGACUCCCACGAAAUGGCUUGUGUCAUCGGAAGCCACUAUUACCCGCGUGGGCGAGGGCGUGGGUGGUGGCAGCGAGUACCUGCCCCUCGAGCCCCGUCCGUGCCUGUACCUGGCCCACGCUGAGGACGCGGGCGUGCAGGACGCGUCGGGCACCGUCUCCCUCUGUCACCGCGAUGGACCGCGAGUGUUGCUGAUGAUUGCAGACGAGAUGGCGGAGCUGCUGCCCCUUCAUGAAGACCAGGGACCCCUUCAGGAGGCUCAGGGGCCCCUUCAGGAGGCUCAGGGGCCCCUUCAGGAGGCUCAGGGGCCCCUUCAGGAGGCUCAGGGGCCCCUUCAGGAGGCUCAGGGGCCCCUUCAGGAGGCUCAGGGGCCCCUUCAGGAGGCUCAGGGGCCCCUUCAGGAGGCGGUGUCUAGCUCUCCGCCGCCCUCAGCAUCUAAGAGGGUCGAGGGGGGACAAAGCCAGGGGUUCACACACGUGGUCAAGCGACACCCACUCCCCGCCCUCAUGGACCAGGACUGUCAGAAUCACGUCAGCUGCGCGCGGACUCCGACCGUCCCCGACCCCAUUGGCUUGCCAGACCUCAGCCAGGUCAUGGUGGACCCCACGGAGCAGGAGGUGAAGCGGGUGGCGGAGGUGACAGGAGCCGGGGCCAGGCCGCUGACGGUGGAGUUGGGGCUCUUCCUCGACCAGGCCCUCAUAGAACUCUUCUCACAGUACCUGUCGUCCGAGGAGGAGCUGGUCGACCUCGUCCUCGCCCUCGUUAACAAUGUCCAGGCGCUGUACCGGCACCCAUCGCUGGGGCGCCGGGUGGACCUCACCAUCACCCACCUGCGGCUCCUCAACUCCCAGCCCAAGGGCUUCGACACCCACAAUGGCGACAGAUCGCAGCUCCUCAAGUCCUUCUGCGAGUACAACCAGAGAAACAAUGACCCAGACGACGCCAACCCCGACCACUGGGACAUUGGCGUCUACCUGUCAGGCCUCGACUUCUUCGUGAAGAACCCUGACGGGACAGACGACGCGGUGACGAUGGGUCUGGCGUACACGGGGGGCGUGUGCAAGCCUCACCUCUCCUGCGUCAUCAACGAACUCGGGGCCGUCAACUACCGCGGGCGUCCCUACCCGUCCACAGGCGCGCUCAGCUCCUACGUCCUCGCCCACGAAAUCGGACACAGCUUGGGUCUGCGCCACGACGGGGUCAGCAACGAGUGCGCGACGAGCGGGUUCAUCAUGGCCGCCGGCAGGGGUCGGAAGGGCGCCACCACCUGGUCCUCCUGCGCCAGGGACAAGAUCCUCAUGCAAGAUGGCGAAUGUCUGCACGAGGGCGGCGUGGCUACUGGCGUGGCUGCCGGCGUGGCUGCCGGCGUGGCUGCCGGCGUGGGCGCAGACGUGGGCGCAGACGUGGGCGCAGGCAUGGGUGUGGGUUCAGCCGUGGGGAGCGGGGAGCAGGCGAACAACCGCACCAGGUCCCGGGGCCUGCCGGGUCAGCGGUGGGACGCCACCGCACAAUGUCAACUGUUCCUGAAGGACCCCGAUGCUGUCCUGGCGGAUGUGCUGCUCAUCCACGUGAGUAUUUCCAGCACUUGGGUUCGAAGUCGCAUGAGAGAGCGGGAGGCUGGCAUCCCGCUGGGCCAUUGUCCCGCGGUGGAGUUAUACAGUGAGCCAGGGUACCAGGAGUCCCGCCGCCUCUGUGAUCAACCUCCCGCCAGGAACUCCGUCGAGGGCUGCGUAGGGGUCGAGGUUCGAGUCUCCCUCUGCUCCGACGACAAGGUGUGUGGUGUGACCCCCAGGAAGACCGUCAACCAGCUGGCCAGCGAACUGUGUCAAGUCAUCUCUAAGGUCAAGCCGGACAUUGACGGAGUGGGUCGCCAACUCAACUACAGCGCAGACUUGGGGUGGCAGGCGUGUGCCCUCUACUGUCAGAAGAAGAACAGCACCAGCUUCUGGACCCCGAGGUACGAGUUCAGGGACCUGCCCCACAUCGCCACCCACCUGCCCGAUGGCACUCCCUGCAACUCUGGCCAGUUCGUCUGCUUCAAUCGUCACUGUAUGUCUAAGCUGGAGGUGAUGCAGGCUCGAACCGCCGGGAGCAGUGACGCCUUGCCGCUGGAGCCGGGGCUCCUGGAGCCGGAGCCUUCCCUCGACUACCUGCCCAUCGACGUCGACAACCUCUACUCCUGAAGGCCCCCCCACUUGUCACCCGAUCGACGUCGACAACUUCUACUCCUGAGGGCUCCUUGUCACCCGAUCGACAUCGACAACCUCUUCUCCUGAAGGCCCCCCACUUGUCACCCGAUCGACGUCGACAACCUCUACUCCUUACCGGAGGUCCCUUGCAUCCAGGUUUCCUACUGUUCUCCUUAUCUUUCUGCUUCAUUUUUUUUCAAGGUUCCUCUCCCUUCUUACCUAUAUAUAUCCCUAUUUUUCCCUUCCUACCUGCCCUAAUCUCCCUUUCUUACCCAAAAAAGUCCCCUGGUGUUCCUUCCAAAGAGGUUAUAUAAUGCUAUAGUUUCCCCUUCCACAGCUUACCCCUUACGUCCAUUUUUGUUUGGCUCUGCCUUAAUCUUCCUGUUAUCUCGACCUUAUGGUCCUGAUAUCUUUAACUUGCCCCUCCAGGCUCUUGAGUUACUGUCCUUUCCUCAUCUAAUCACCCUUGGUUAUCAUCCUUCCCUCCUGGUCGUUCCACUCCCGUUCCUUCUAUUCCUCUGGGUUUGCGACACUUUCUUUCGUAAUUGAAUCUUUCCCGUUUGUCAUUUGUUAUUGUUUAUUUUUCCGUGUGUCCUUGUCUUGUCCUCCUUUUGUUCGUGUCUUAUCUCUCUCUUUUUCUUCUACUUUGGGUUAUCCUUCUCCUAUCGUGCUUUCCUUCCUGUUUUCCAUAUAUUACAUUCUCUAUCUCUCUCUUCUAAGCUUGUUUCUCUGUUUUCUUUUUUAUGCGUCGUCCUCUCUUUGUCUUCAGUCACUGUGCUCCCAUUCUCUAUUUCUUCACUUUAUCUACCUCCCUAUUCGCUCUACUUACCCACGUCCCCCUUCCCUAACGUUACCUACCCCACCCUUCUUCCUCUAUACUUGCCUACUUCAUCGCCUCCCUUUCUCUUUACCUAUUAAUUAAAUCGUCUACCUUCCCUAUUUCCUUCUCACUUAACCUUCUUCCCUCCCUCACCUUACCUACUUCCCCUUUCCUGUACCUGCCUCUCCCCCUUCCUGUACCUGCCUCUCCCCCUUCCUGUACCUGCCUCUCCC
This is a messenger RNA of Procambarus clarkii (red swamp crayfish), 3816 nucleotides long. The record is from RefSeq and is a predicted model, not a curated record. NCBI's taxonomy places the organism in Eukaryota, Metazoa, Arthropoda, Malacostraca, Decapoda, Cambaridae.